AUGAUUUUCAAACGACGCAAGACUCGACCUUCCUUUGGCGCCGAUGGACAGCGCCUCGAUGGUGCACCUCGUGGACUGCCUUCUUUUCUAUCCACUACCAACACCACCAACAACAACACCACCACCAACAACAAUAAUAACAGUAAUAACAGUAACAACAACACAUCCACUGCUGUUGUCGGCCAACGACCCCGUCCAGCGCUUGGCGGCGUCCGUUCCAACUCCAAUCGCAAACUGCUUGGUUGCCGUCCUCAAAUUGGCAGCAGCAAUCGCCUCUUUCGGACCGGCCAAAAAUUGGUAGUCCAGAAUGCUACCUUUAUGCCGGGUCUCCAAUGCAGCACUGGCGGUAGCGGUGGGGGUGGACUCAAUAAGAAAUUCCAGCGCCCCAUGCAGUCUCGACGGGCCUACAAGGGAGGAGCCGAUGCCGCACUCAAACGGUCAUCGCUCGGUGCCAGGCAGCGAACGGAUGGCAUGGCCAGGAUCUUUUCGAGAGCAGGCAAGGGUUUAAACUUUCAGUCCUCGCGAGUGCAACGGAAGGAAGAGGAUACGGAUAGCUGUUCCAAUUCGGAGGACGAAGACGAAGAUCCAGCAGAUGAAAAACCAUUCGAGCCGCUGCGUGUCUGGCAGAGUCCACAUCAGGGAGGCAAGCCGCAGGGAUUGCCGUCGCAAUUAGUCUCCGCUGUCCAAACGGAUGAAUAUGGAGUGGAAGAAACGGUCACGGUGGUACAAGCGGCCCCCUUGCAAAAGUACAGCAAACAAGACGUCUUUGUACCUCCUGUAUUGGCCAAAUGGUUGCGACCGCAUCAACGGGAGGGAGUCGACUUCAUGUAUCAAUGUGUCAUGGGAAUGAAAGAGUUUGCGGGAAAUGGAUGCAUUCUGGCCGAUGAUAUGGGACUUGGAAAGACAUUACAGUCCGUGACCUUGAUUUGGACCCUUCUCAAGACAGGAAUCACAGCCAACGGUGAUCCCACUGCCAAGAGAGUCAUUGUCGUUUGUCCUUGUAGUUUGGUCAAGAAUUGGGACAAUGAAUUUGUCAAGUGGCUGGGACCAAACACUGUCAAGACUUUGGCCAUUGCAGAGGGGAGUCGCAAAGAAGUCGAACGGGAUCUGGAUUCCUUUGUCCGUACCAGACUUUUCAAUGUCUUGAUUUGUAGUUACGAAUGUCUUCGAACUCAUGCCAAGCGUCUGACCAAGGUUGCCGAUUGUUGUGAUUUGUUGGUCUGUGAUGAGGCACAUCGAUUGAAGAACAAUGAGAAUCAAACCAGUCGGGCUCUGAAUUCCUUGCCUGUGAAACGACGAGUCCUCUUGACCGGAACUCCCAUGCAGAAUGAUUUGCAAGAGUUCUAUGCCAUGGUGGACUUUACCAAUCCUGGAGUCUUGGGAACUCAAGAAGAAUUCCGAAAGAAGAUGCUCUUUCCUAUCCUCCGGGGUAGGGAACCAGAUGCCACCGAGGCCCAGAAGAAACGCAUGAUGGACAUUCAAAAUGAUAUGAGUACUAUUGUCAAUCAAUUCAUCUUGCGACGAAUCAAUACCUUGAAUGCCCAACAUCUUCCCCCCAAAUUGGUACAAGUCGUAUGUUGUAACCUGACGGAAAUUCAGCAGAACAUGUACCAACACUUGAUUACCAGCAAAGAUAUGCACCACGUCAUGGAAGGAAAACAAGUCAACUGUCUUGGAUCUAUCCAAAUGCUCAUGAAACUGUGCAAUCACCCAAGUUUGGUGGCGGAAGAAGAUGGUGGCAACCAACCCCAAAAAGGCCGCAGAAAGGGUACAAAACAAGUCAAGUACAAUGAGGACGAGCCCGCAUCUUCGGCUGCUCCAGGAGCCGAUGGAAUUGUCAAGUUCUUGCCCAUGUCUGGCGGUGGUGGCGGUCGAGGCAACCACAACGUCCCUGUCCAUCCCGAGUGGAGUGGCAAGAUGUUUGUCCUCUUUAGACUCAUGAAGGAAAUGCGGAGGCCUGGUAAUGGGAAUGACAAGAUUGUCAUUGUGUCCAACUAUACUCAAACCUUGGAUUUGAUCGGUCGCAUGUGCCGGCAGAAUUCGUGGGGAUUUUGUCGAUUGGAUGGAAGCAUCACCAUGAAGAAGCGGCAAAAGAUGGUCGACGAGUUCAAUGACCCGAGUAGUCCAUUGAUAGCCUUUUUACUUUCCAGUAAGGCCGGAGGAUGCGGAUUGAAUCUAAUCGGAGGCAAUCGACUUGUGCUUUUCGAUCCAGAUUGGAACCCCGCAGUCGACAAACAAGCUGCGGCUCGAUGUUGGCGUGAUGGGCAAAAGAAGAGGUGCUUUACAUACCGCUUUCUUGCAACAGGAACUGUGGAGGAGAAGAUCUUUCAGCGCCAACUUUCCAAGGAAGGUCUUCAGUCGGUGGUGGACGACAAGGAACAAGUGAACGCGCUCAGUACAAAAGACUUGCGAAAUCUAUUCAAGUUGCGAAAUGGUACUCCUUCAGACACUCACGACAAGCUUCGAUGCGAACGAUGUAAGAUCAUCCAUGACAAUGCCGAGUCGGACGCGUUGAAAGUACUGCCGAAGAAGCUUGCGGCUUGCUUGGAACUCAUCGAGGAGAUGACGAAGCACGAAGAUGCGUCUCAUUUUCUUGCACCACUCAAUCCGGAAGAUCAUGGCGUCAGCAAGGAAGCGUACGAAAAGGCGGUCAAACAGCCGAUGGAUCUUGGUACAGUUCGCAAUCGUCUAGGAAUGACCCAGGACCAACCAAAUGCCUACACCAGCGUGUCCACUGUUUCGAAAGAUGUCAACAGAAUUUUCUCCAACGUGGUGAAAGUUUGGUCUCCUGGUGAUGCAAUUGCGGACGCCUCUCGAAGGCUACAGACUUGGUGGGUCGAGCAAUGGACCGAGCUAGUUCCUCGUCUGAUGAUCAUGAAAGCGACCGAGGACCAAUGUCCGUUUGCGAAUGAUGCAGAGUCAGAUCCAUUUGAAGGCAGUGCUGCAAUCAACAACGAGCGCGGCGACGACUAUCAAGAACAAAUCGGUAUGCCUGACGAGGAGAACAUGCGCCACUGGUCUCAUCAUCACAGCGCAGAUACUGUUGAUGAUCCUGUAUUCCGUGCUGCAAUGAGAGGAUCAGAUGCUGUCUCUUUUGUGUUCGGGCUCGAAGUAACAUGGAGCCUCAUUCAACAGCGCCAACAGGAGGAGGAAGAGCGACAAGCAAUGCAAGAAUUGGAGGCAGCAGAAGCCUUGCAAGAAGACGACGAGAAUGAAGAUGAUGAAGAGCCUGAUUCUGAUUCUGGUGCGAAAACUGAUCAUGUCGAUAUGAACGACAAGAGUGAAGACAAUGAAAUGGCCGACGUUCUAAACGACGAAACAAAUCUGCAGCACUCCGAGGGUCCAGCUGAACCUAAAUUGGUCGAGCAAAGCACCCAUGUUCUAUCCGUCGAUAGUCCCUCCUCUACUAUUGUAGCAACGAUUCUUUCUGCGGAGAUUUGCACCCAAGACAGCAGCAACAAUGAAAACUGCAAACCUUCCGUUGCUGAGAUUGCUACACCUUCUCAAACCGAAUGGGAGUGUUCAGCAUGCCAUUACUUCAACCAAGAUAGCUUGAAGAAAUGUGAAAUGUGUACAGCCAAACGGCAGAAAAAGCGCUCAAUCGAGGAAGUAGACUAG
Molecule: messenger RNA, 3618 nt
Organism: Cylindrotheca closterium
Lineage: Eukaryota; Bacillariophyta; Bacillariophyceae; Bacillariales; Bacillariaceae
Source: the annotation of a GenBank genome assembly